AUGAGUGAGGCUGAUAGCGGAAGAACAAGGCACAGCGAUAACCGUGAAACAUGGGUAGAACGAUUGGUGACAACAGACGACCAGAUUCAACAUCGUUGCAACCCAUACAAGGCCCAUAAAGCUGGUCAUCUGCAACAAGCCUUGCAAGCGGAUGACACUUCGCCUAAAUAUGUGGUGGUGGAUAGAGAGGCAAGGAUGAGAAGCACCUCGCAGUAA
Messenger RNA from Botrytis sinoallii, 216 nucleotides. RefSeq lists its product as uncharacterized. The record is from RefSeq and is a predicted model, not a curated record. The coding region runs from base 1 to 216 and encodes 71 amino acids. Lineage: Eukaryota; Fungi; Ascomycota; Leotiomycetes; Helotiales; Sclerotiniaceae. The transcript has 3 exons.